CCGACCAGCAUCCAUCAAAACACGAACACACAUCCACCACCGCCAGGAGUGUUCUGUCUUUUUUCGAUUUUGGUUUCUCAAAAAUGGCAUCAAUUCGUCGGUCCGACGGUAGAUCAUCGACAGCGAAGAAUUCGGUGACGGUCAGCCGUAACUUUUAGUGUUGAGCAAGAGUUUUCCGCGAAACUAUUAUUCGCCUAGUUUGACGCGGUAGUGAAACGUUUUCGUUUUUCGUCGAGCGGAAAAAAAUAUAAUCCUCAGCAUCGUUCCCCCCGGGGGCGUGGAAUUUGCGUAAUUUACGUUCCGGAUUCGUGCCCGAAAUCACCGAACAAGGCUCCGUCACCGUGAAAGUGUGUUGGCGAAGAUCUAGCUAGCGAAUUGCCAGUCGAAAAAGAAAAAAAAACGGACCAGCCUGCUGUCUGCCGAUGGCAGAGGAGGAGGCCACGAACUGAUCCGGUAGUGUGAAGAAGAAAUCAAAGCAAAGAAACAGAUUUUUUUAUCGAUCGAUCGAGUGUUGUUUUUCUUAUUCCAUUGGGAAGUGCAGCAGCACCUGCCGGAUUUGCAACGGUGUAGACCAGUCAGUUGUCGGUAGGCUAGCCGAUGCCGUUCGUUGGGGUAAGCUUCCCGGGGUGAAACGGUCGAUCGAUUGUCGUGGUCGUCGCGAGUGUAAACAUUCCGCGCAGUGGACGGGGGUCUCUUGUGACAAAAAAUAAGAAGUAGGUACUUGCAGUCGCGCAAGUGGGGCAUUAUUUCGGUGUGUAUGCAAAUUGUGUCAUGUAGUGUGAAGUGGUCGAUAGCAUGUGCUUUGAAAAAUUGAUAAAAAUUUGCCUUGCAGCGCUGGGUAGUUGAAGAAUAGUGCACAGAAGAAGUGUUCCGAGCGUAAAUCGCAGGUUUCCGGCCGGGAACGGCAAGUUGAAGACUGUUUUUCGCGAUAUUUUCGGAAUACGGAGCAGACAUCGGUUCAAUCGUGUAUGUAAAGCGCUACUUCUAUUACCACCAUCACCGGCACGACCACUACAACUGCUACAGCAUCAACAAUCACAAUAACUCCUGACACACGGUAUCAUCAUCGUCAUCAUCAUUGGAACAAGAAAUCGUCACCAUCGUCAUCACCGGGUGAAUAUUUUAGGCAUCAACGAUUAAUCGAUUUGACAGCAGCUAACAUAAAAUCGAUUGAGUCCAGAGGCUGGUCCACCUGGGCUGCGAACAUAACCGCCCCUCCCCCUCAUCCGACGCUGACCAGUGUCCAUUGCUGUGAUUUACCUGUACCGUUGUUGCGGUGCAUCUGUAUUUAAUUUUCCUGUUGAUCUUUUGAGCUGCAUUUUAUUUGUGUGUGAGAUAAUUUACGCGGUAGUGUUACAGAAGAAAAAAAAAUUUUCGAGCAAACUGCAUUUACAUAGAAGUCAUAUGUAAAGAGAGAGUGCGUCAUAAAAAAUUGUUCAAGCGGAAAUUAUUCGAUUAUACACCGGUUGACAGCUGGUUACACAGUUAGGGAAAAUUCUGUGAAGGUCAGUGUAUUGAUUUUGCACAACCGGACAGCAAAGAUAAACCGGUUGGAACUGACCAACUGACCGAAACAGGUCCGUGAUCACCCACCCACUUACUCACACACACACACACCCUCACACACACGGACGAAACAGACGAAAAGAGAGACACGUUGCGGUGCAUACGCACACCGGUGUUGGUGCAGAUCGACGAUCGGAAGCGACAGCAGGCACGAUGGACAGCCCCGGCGCUGUUGGAAGGCGUCGUGGAAACUCGCGGAUCAAUGCCGAAGAUCAGGCGCUCGAUCAGAUCGCCAAGGAGCGGCGGUUUAGUGCGGCGACUGCUGGCGAGGAUGAGGUGGAUCGUAGCUACGAUAAUAGCUAUGCGGAUAGCCAAAAGUCUGACCCGGAACAUCACCUGUACGAACCGCAUCGACAGUACCAUCGACUGUCGGUGUGUCACACCGGGGACGAGUUCAGUUCCGACGAGGAUGAGGCUUUCGUGGAACUGCUCGAGAAGGCGAAUCACAUAGCAGAAGCUCGACUGGCAGCCCGGCGGCAAGCACGUGCGGAGGCACGUGAAAUCCGUAUGCGUGAGUUGGAGCGGCAGCAGAAAGAACUGGAGCAAAAUGCCGACCGCGUCUUUGACCUGCAGCAGCAAUCCGUCGGUAUGUCGGCUGCGGAUAGCUCACUUGGAUCCCGAUCCGCACGUCUCACCGUCAACAACAGUGUCGUUCGAGGUAGUUCCCUUUCAUCCCGAAGGAGCAGCGAAGAUUCCCUGGAGGAAGAGGGUCGAAGUUUGCGAGACCUACGACAUGAACUAAAGGAUGUGGAAGAACGCUUCCGCAAGGCGAUGGUCGCGAACGCCCAGCUAGACAACGAACGUGCCUCCCAGAGCUACCAGAUUCAGCUGCUGAAAGACAAACUGGAAGAGAUGGAGGAAUCGCACGCCCAGCUUCAGCGGGAACACAAGGAGAAAUGCCGGGAUCAUGAUGCCUUGAAACGAGCCAACGACAAGCUGUCCGAGGAGCUGAAACUGGUGCAGGGUCAGCUGCAGGAACGGGACACGCUAAUCGAGGAACAGGGCCUAGUGAUCGUGACGGUGGAGAACGAGGACGGUUCCGAUGCACGACGCGCGCUAGUCACAGUAGAGAACGCACAGCUGCUAGGUUCCGUGCAGGGUUCGUUAGAUGUAAGGCUGAAACGGUUCGCCGAGGAAAAACUAGAGCUGCAAAACGAAGUCCAGACGCUGCAGCAACAACUAAAAGACCUUAAGACCAAGGGCAGGAAAUACAGUACUCUAAACGGGGCGUUGGACGACGAUGAUUACGAAGAUGCUCAGAGAGAAGCCAACAAAUUAAUCACCGACUAUAAAUACAAACUGCAGAAAGCGGAGCAGGAAAUUGCCAACCUGCAGGCCAGUCUGGCUCGGUCCGAGACGCAGGUGAUUCGAUACAAGAGUACCGCUGAAGCGGCAGAAAAGGCUGAAAGUGAUCUUAAAAUCGAAAGGAGAAAGCUUCAACGAGAGAACCGUGAGGCCAUGGACCGGCUGGAGGAGGUGGAAACCUGCAACAAUCACCUGCUGAAGCGGCUGGACAAGCUGAAGAACGCGAAAAGUGCCCUUCUGAAGGACCUCUGAUAGGCUGCUUCAAUCGACCUAAAAACAAAAAAAAAACAACCAACUAUUAUUGUUACACAUCAAAAUCAAAACCGUCUCAUCAUACACUGUGUUUGAGCUUUCAUCAUUGUGUUUGUACCAGUUGGUUCGGCUCAGUGAGUUUGUUUUCAGCCGGUUUCAUCAGGUCGUGCCGUCAGCCAAAUCCUGCUGUAUUCAUUGUGUAAAUUUUUAAAGCAUGCUAAUUUGUUUUUUUAUAAAGGUUCAAGUUGCCUUCAAGUUUACCACCUACCCUAUUUGAUUUUAACGGCUUUACCCAAGACAACUUGUUAGUUUAGUAGCUAGCCUGUAACCCGGGGUGGAAAUUUAGUCCAAAACCGCAAACAUCCGCUGAAUGUGUUAGUUAGUAGGACGUUGUAUAAUGAUGACUUAGUUAUUACCUUUGCUCGUGAGAAAUGAAAAUAAAAACAACUUAGAAAUUGCACUUACCAGUUAGUAGGCUUGUAUAGCAAAUUGCAGAAAUCAUAGGUUCUCGUUUUUUGUAAACAAUUGAAACUAUUAACUAUAUAUUUAAACAGAUUAGUGUAAAUUGAAACCGCAGAGAUUAGGAACUUCUAGGGGCCCGGCCGGUAACAGGAACUGUGUAUAUCUAAACUGAGUAGGUAUAAUUUGAGCGAGGAAACAUUUUAAAUAUUUAAUUUAUUGAACACAUAGCUGUUAGGAAAAAAAAUCGCGGAGAAUCGAGCAAAAAAGUAAUCUAGAUCUAAAAGCUAGAUCUAGAAGAAUGCCAACGUAAAAAAUAGCUAUAGAAACGAUAGAUGUUUUUUAGUGCAGAUUGAACAGUUUGCCAAACCGAAAACCAACUGCUACACGAUGAACAAGCGCUGGUGAAGCAAUAUAAAAAGUAGCAACAACAAAAUUCGUCGUUAAAAAGUCCAUGAAGACAAGUUGACCCGACUUUUCUAUUGGCACUAAUCGAUCAUACUCUUUGGUUCCUGUGUAAUAAUGUCUCUCAAACGCCUUCCUAAUUUGUUAACUACUUUGUAAAACAAAUCAACAUUCAUUAUUGCGUAGAAUCGCGUCUAUCGUCUGCGAGAUCAAACUGAGCUUCACACAAUUAGAUAAACUUUUUACAUACUCUUGAACUGCCAUAUUUUUGUAACUUUUAUUUUUCCCGUUUGUUUCAAGUUUUCCUUUCGAGUUAAUUUGUACGUUUUCAAUCGGAGUCAGAUUUCCUUCCUGUAAUAUUAUAAAAAGAAUCAACGGUCAACUCCUGCUUGUUGCUUUUGUUUAAUCCUUAAUCUUACUAUUACGGGGGGAAUCCACUGUAAAUCCACACAAAUUGAACAAAAUUUGCUGAACCGUGACAGCAAACAAACUACAUCAUUUAAAAAAACAGAGCGUUAAUACUAGUUAUAAGCGAGAAGUGUUCUAGGACGCUGGAAAGAAACGUAGGUAUAUUAUAAAGACGGAACGUUUAGAUUACCAACGGGACUUUGAGCCUAAAUGAAAUUAAAAAGUUUAUUGGUCAACAGCAAAACGAAACAAGGCGUGUGUAAUAAAAUAAUGCGAUCCGGGGGUAAAAUGAAGAAAAAUAUAUAAUUAACUACUGCAGCCUGUA
Molecule: messenger RNA, 4720 nt
Organism: Topomyia yanbarensis
Lineage: Eukaryota; Metazoa; Arthropoda; Insecta; Diptera; Culicidae
Product: leucine-rich repeat flightless-interacting protein 2
Exons: 8
Coding region: 1720-3123 (467 amino acids)
Biological process (GO): regulation of DNA-templated transcription
Source: RefSeq, a predicted model, not a curated record